Miniopterus natalensis is the source of this 3100-nucleotide messenger RNA. RefSeq names its product N-acetylglutamate synthase (gene NAGS). Gene Ontology annotation, cellular component: mitochondrial matrix. Gene Ontology annotation, molecular function: L-glutamate N-acetyltransferase activity, acting on acetyl-CoA as donor. The record is from RefSeq and is a predicted model, not a curated record. Gene Ontology annotation, biological process: glutamate metabolic process; L-arginine biosynthetic process. Lineage: Eukaryota; Metazoa; Chordata; Mammalia; Chiroptera; Miniopteridae.
ACCCUCUUCAAACGCGUCCUCGAGAAGCGACUCAAAGCCCCCUGCCGCCAGCAGCCUGGGCACGUCCAGUCCCGUCCCGCCCCGCGGCAGGUUAAGAGGCCCCCAGAGCCCAGAGCUCGGGACAGAUGGUCAAUCGUGGGGGGGCGAGCCGGCUUGGUUGUCAGGGCGAUGAUGCGGUUGGUCUGGGCUGCGGCGGGGAGGCUGCGCAGUCCCAGAGGCACCGGGAGCGCCCGGAGGCUGAGCGGCAGCGCGGGGCGGUGGUCGGCGCGGGGCGCCAGCCCAGGGCGCCUGCUCAGCACCGCCUGGGCGCCUGCCCAGCCAGCACUAGAGGAGGCCGUGGGAGCUGAGGACGAUGCCCACUCGCCUGCAGCCGAGGAGCCGUCGUGGACGCCACCCCCCGCACCCCCAGUGCCCCCUGAACCUCCCGGGCCCCCAGGCGGCCGCUCGCUGGUGCAGCGGGACAUCCAGGCCUUCCUGAACCAGUGCGGGGCCAGCGCCGGGGAGGCGCGCCACUGGCUCACGCAGUUCCAGACCUGCCACCCCUCCGCGGACAAGCCCUUUGCCGUUAUCGAGGUGGAGGAGGAGGUGCUUAAGUGUCAGCAGGGCGUAUCCAGCCUGGCCUUCGCACUGGCCUUCCUGCAGCGCAUGGACAUGAAGCCGUUGGUGGUCCUGGGGCUGCCUGCUCCCACAGCACCCUCUGGCUGUCUUUCCUUCUGGGAGGCCAAGGCACAGCUUGCUCAGAGUUGCAAGGUGCUGGUGGAUGCGCUGCGGCACAACGCUGCUACAGCUGUGCCUUUUUUUGGUGGUGGGUCAGUGCUGGGCGCUGCUGAGCCAGCCCCUCAUGCCAGCUAUGGGGGCAUCAUCUCCGUGGAGACCGACCUGCUACAGUGGUGCCUAGAGUCAGGCAGCAUCCCCAUCCUGUGCCCCAUUGGGGAGACGAAGGCACGCCGCUCCGUGCUCCUCAACUCGCUGGAGGUGACUGCGGCGCUGGCCAAGGAGCUGCAGCCCACCAAAAUCAUCUUCCUCAAUACCACAGGCGGCCUGCGUGACAGCAGUCACAAGGUCCUGAGUAACGUGAACCUGCCCGCUGAUCUGGACCUGGUGACCAGUGCCGAGUGGGUGAGCACCAAGGAACGGCAGCAGAUUCGGCUCAUCGUGGAGGUGCUCAGCCGCCUGCCCCACCACUCCUCGGCCGCCAUCACUGCUGCCAGCACGCUGCUCACGGAGCUCUUCAGCAACAAGGGGUCUGGAACCCUGUUCAAGAAUGUCGAGCGGCUGCUGAGAGUGCGCAGCCUAGACAGCCUGGACCAGGGCCGCCUGGUGAACCUGGUCAACACCAGCUUCGGCAAGCAGCUGCGUGACGAUUACUUGGCCUCUCUGCGCACGCGGCUGCACUCUGUCUACGUCUCUGAGGGGUACAACGCUGCCGCCAUUCUGACCACGGAGCCCGUACUGGGAGGCACCCCAUAUCUGGACAAGUUUGUGGUGAGCUCCAGCCGCCAGGGCCAAGGCUCCGGCCAGAUGCUGUGGGAGUGUCUGCGGCGCGACCUGCAAACGCUUUUCUGGCGCUCCAGAGUAACUAACCCCAUCAAUCCCUGGUACUUCAAGCACAGUGAUGGCAGCUUUUCCAACAAGCAGUGGAUCUUCUUCUGGUUUGGCCUGGCUGAUAUCCGAGACUCCUAUGAGCUGGUCAACCACGCCAAGGGGCUGCCGGACUCCUUUUGCAAGCCAACUUCUGACCCAGGCAGCUGACCCUCACCACCAGCCAGGAUGAACCAAAAGCCAUGUCUGCUGGAGGUGACUCCAGGCAGCCACAGGCUGGACCAGGUUUGUUGCCUGAAUGAUCUGCAGAGGAGGAAGCAGCCCCUACUCUACUUUGCCCCAGAGGUGGGGGGCAAAGUGGGACAAGCACAGGAAGGAGAAGGGUCCAUCUAAGACCUCCAUUUGCUCCAAAGCCAGAACCAAAUGGCCUUCAACUUUCAGUCUAGGGAUUUGGGGGACAGGGGAGGGCUCGCCUUCAAGGGCUCUACUCAAGGCUAACCUUAAGAGGUCAAUUUCUGUGGCCUCUGUGCUGUGUUUUGAGGCUCCCUUGCCCAAAAUAUCACCCCUAUCUGCCUGAUAUUCCACCACUCAUUUUCAUUCCUUUGGGUCUUGCAACUUCUUAGGAGGCCUUGAUUAAAAUGCAAAUACUUGUCUAAGAGUCAGCUCACACUUGAAAGGAAAUGAGCAGUGGCUCUCUAGGAGCAAGAUCUUGAGGGCUGGGGAACCAGGGGACUCCUAGAAAGAACAGAGGAGCUAAAUGAGAUGGAGGGCCCCCAGGAUGAAUGCUGCCACCAUGUCCCUCAAUGCAGCCCCUGGGGGGGCUCCCCUACUCCUAAGUUCUGAAACAUCCUCCAUUCCACAGACCAGACCGACAACAGCCCCAACCCCCUUUCAGGCAGGGCUCAGAACCAAGCCUAGACUUGGAUCUUUUCCCCUCAGCCCCCUAGAAGUUGUGCCUCCACCUUUGUGGGAGUAGACAGGCAGUAGCCCAAAGCUGGAGGUUUCAUUGAACAUUUUUGACUCCCAUGAUGUGCCAGGCACUGGUUGCUGGGGCUACUUUCUGCCAGGAGGUAUACAGAUGAGUAGGGAGAGGGUCGAUUAAGAGGCCACCAUAGCACAGCAGGGACUGUGAAAGAACCAAACCCUAAGAGCAGCCUGUUUUCCCUCAGGAGAGGGGUGAUGUUCAGUAUACAACUGGGCAUUGGCAUUAGACAGACCUGACCUGCAUUCCAGCUGUGGCUAGGUUUGUGCGCUGUGGCUUGAGGCAAGCUGCUUACUUUCUCUGAGUCUCCAUUUUCUAUCUAUAAAACGUAAAACCCUUGGCCUCAUAGUGGACACUUAAUGUUAGUUCUCUCCCUCUAGUUGCCCUCACCAAGGAUUUCUUCAAAAACAGCUAACACCAAAUGGGAAGGAAAAAUAAGCUACAAGAUGGAUUGAGGUGAGAGGUCAAAAGAAUAUGCUACAGGGAGGAUUAGAAGAUCCUUGAAAAGAGAGCCAAAGGACUGUGGGAAUUCUCAGAAUAGGGAAAAGCUCCGGGGAGGGCCAUGGUGGGGUUUAA